AAAGUCAUUAAGAAUAAGUUGUUGAAACUUUAUGUGUUCUAUCCAGAAAAUUGAUCACGAUGUAUUUCAUCACGGUGUCAUUCAUUGUGGUUUGUUCUAUGCCAGGAAUUUUGGCCAAUAUGUUAUAUUAUGAUAAACGCUUUUUAAACGCAACCAUUGAAGCUUUGGUAAUGACCAAUGGACCUCUAAGUGGAAUCAACGAAGGGUCCGAUCGUUCAAAUUUCUGGCUCGAAUUCGAUAAUGGCUUACAUAUCAUAGUUCCAUGCGAUUACGAUCAUCAUUAUUAUAGCAAACUUAAUGCUUGCGUCGACACAUCCAAAAUGGGAAUAAUCUAUGAUCAUUGUCAGUUUUCGAGAAAUCCAGAUUGUUGGAAUGAAAUGCCUUUCUGCUUUUUCAAUAAUGAAAAUGGCAAAUACAAGUAUGAUAACUGUCUACCUUAUUUUAAACGCAACGAAGAAGAAUGUCGAUGUGAACUCGUAGAAUAAAAUAAAUGAAAUAGAGAUAUAUGAAAUAUAUAAAACAAUAGAAUAUAAUUAUUAUAAAAAUUAUUAAAAAAAAAUAAAUAUUUCUAAUUAUUUGGAUUAAUAUUCGGAUAUUAGAAUUAUUUUAAAACAUUAA
Apis cerana (Asiatic honeybee) is the source of this 618-nucleotide messenger RNA. RefSeq lists its product as uncharacterized. Lineage: Eukaryota; Metazoa; Arthropoda; Insecta; Hymenoptera; Apidae. The record is from RefSeq and is a predicted model, not a curated record.